AUGCUACCGAUUCAACUCUAUAUGACAUUUACUAUUAUAUGGCUGAGAGAACAACAACACAAUUAUUAUGCCUACAGAACACCGCUCCCCACAAAAGCCUCAUAUGAUUAUGUAGUGGUAGGCGCCGGAUCUGCCGGUGCUAUAGUGGCCUGUCGUUUGGCACAAAAGGGAAAAGAUGUGUUACUUCUGGAGGCCGGGGGUGCGCAGAAUUCCUUAACUGACGAUCACCCUGGUUAUUACCUACAAAACUUUGUCUUAAGCGGUCCAUCGUUUUGGCCAUAUUCAGUGGUCCCUCAAAAUGUGGGAAAGGGAUCGCCAGUGUUUCUCGGGUCAAUAAAAGGUCGGGUAUUGGGCGGAUCGUCCACUAAAAAUUUUAUGAUGUAUAAUAGGGGUAACCGUAAAGACUACGACAAUUUUGUGACCCAAUACGGGGCCACCGGGUGGGGCUAUAACGAUGUAAUGCCCUUAUUUAAGUUAACUGAAAACAAUACCGAUCCCAAUGUGAGCGGUAUAUAUCACGGACGUAACGGUCCCAUUGGCGUGUCCUCGGUGUCCAAUGUCUCUCCGAUUGAUAAAAUAUUUUUAGAGACCCUCUCGACUCAAGGGUUUUCUUACACUGACGUGAAUGGGCCCAUACAGGCGGGCAUUAUGUUACUCCAGUCCACUGUUAACAGGGGAUUGAGAGCAUCGACAGCCACCGGAUAUCUCGAGAGUAAUAUCUGUCCCACAGUUACUAUAGUAACGAAAGCAACUGUCAGUAAAGUCCUCAUCAGUUGGGACACGGAUGGAAAGCCUAUUGCAUACGGCGUUCAGUUCAUUAAAAAUCUCAUCACAUAUACAGUGUUAGCCAAUAGAGAAGUCAUUUUAUCAGCCGGUUCACCACAAAUACUAAUGUUGUCGGGAGUGGGACCUAAGGAUCAUUUGACAUCUAAGGGAAUCGCACCCAUUUAUGCGGACCUACCCGUCGGCAGCACAUACUGCGAUCAUUUGACACUAAUUAUGCCGGUAUUCCUAAGGCAAGAUGGUUUGGACCCUCCCUUUCCACAGCUUAUUCCCAAUCAACUAUAUGAGGACGACGUGUUGGGUGCCGGCCCGUUAUCACAGGCACCCAUACCUAUACAUUACUAUUCAACAAGUGUUAACCCCGAUAAGGAUUACCCUGAUUCCAAUAUCGACAUAGGUUUACAAGUUAAGUGGUUAACGUAUUUGCUAACCGUCCUUACCAUGGACACCUAUGUAUUUCUCCCUGCGCUGGUUAGACCUAAAAGUACGGGUACAGUGAGAUUGAACAGUACAUCAAUUUAUGAUAUCCCACUCAUUGAUCCCAAAUUUUUGGACAAUCCUAUCGACAAACUGGCAUUUAUGGAAGUGGUGUCCGACACCUACCGUUUCGUAGAGACAUCCAAAUUUUCGCAGUACGCUUACGUCAACCCACAACCCAUACCCGGUUGCAAAUAUUGCGAUAAAGGACCUGUAUAUAAAUGCACUCAAUAUAUAAAGUGCCAAAUUGAACAAAUGGGUUAUUCAUAUUAUCAUCCGGUGGGCAGUUGCAAAAUGGGUGACCCUUCCAGACCAGACACUGUAGUCGACCCCCGGUUACGAGUGAAAGGUGUGAAACAUUUACGAGUAGUCGACUCAUCCAUAUAUCCGACGAUAAUCAACGCCAACACAAACGCGGCGGCGAUGUUGGCCGGAGAGAAGGGCGCCAUUUUGAUUAGCCAGGACAACCCAUAA
Molecule: messenger RNA, 1734 nt
Organism: Oppiella nova
Lineage: Eukaryota; Metazoa; Arthropoda; Arachnida; Sarcoptiformes; Oppiidae
Source: the annotation of a GenBank genome assembly